AUGAUCACCAUACGCCGUAGACCCGCGAGGGUACCAAUCUACCUGGGCAUCGCCCUGACAUUGCUGUUGGUCUGGCAUACCGGCUUUCCCGCCGGCUGGAGUGCUGGAACCCUUAACUACAAUGGUAUUCGCUACCGUAAGUCGAGCUACGACUGGGCGAGCCUGAAGCCCGAAUAUCCACUAGAGAAGCCGCUGCGCACGCCUCCGAAGGGCACUCCCGUCGAACUCCCACGAGUCCAGUACGAUUUCGACAGUAGCAAAAAGCAAGCGGGAAAGAAGACGAGCAAAAAACUUUCCCACUAUGAGAACGGCGACCGUGAUCGGGAGAAGCAGACCGAGUCGAGACGGGCCGCCGUGGUCCACGCCUUCCGGCGGAGCUGGGCGAGCUACAAGGAGAAUGCGUGGACAUGGGACGAGCUGACACCCGUAUCGGGCCAUGGCAAAACCACAUUUGGUGGUUGGUCAGCCAGUCUGGUCGACGGCCUCGAUACCCUUUGGAUCAUGGGAAUGCACGACGAGUUCCGCCGGGCCGUUAGGACCGUCGCGCUGAUCGACUGGUCCAACACUACGGAGACGGCUGCCAACAUGUUUGAGACGACGAUCCGCCACUUGGGCGGUCUCAUCAGCGCCUACGACUUGAGCGGCGAGCCGGCCUUGCUGGCUAAGGCCGUAGAACUGGGCGACAUGCUAUACAUGGGCUUUGAUACCCCGAACCGUAUGCCACCUUUCUGGUUCAAGUUCUCGGACGCAAAAUACGGCACGCAAAAGGUGGGCGAGCGUGAGUCCUCGGCCGCGGGAUGCUCCCUCUCCAUGGAGUUUACCCGCCUAUCCCAGCUGACGGGCGAUGCGAAAUACUACGAUGCCACGGAGCGAGUGAAGGAGUUCCUCGUCAAGACGCAGACGCGAAGCAAGCUGCCCGGCAUGUGGCCCAUGUAUAUGAACUACCGCGACGAGAAGGUAGAGGACAGCUCCUUCACGAUUGGCGCCCAGGCCGACUCACUCUACGAGUAUCUGCCAAAGAUGCACGCCCUGCUGGGCGGUCUCGACAGCGAGUACGGGAAGCUCACAGUCGACUCUUUCGACGUCAUCGACAAACAUAUCCUCUUUAGGCCCAUCCUUCCUAAUAAAACAGACAUCCUCAUCCCAGGCAACGCCUUCGCCCAUGGCGACAACGUUGACCUGACGCCCGAGAUGCAGCACCUGGGCUGCUUCGCCGGCGGCAUGUACGGCCUUGCUGGCAAACUGCUGGGCCGGGAAUCUUACGUCACCAUUGGCGAAAAGAUCUCCCGUGGUUGCGCCUGGGCAUACAAAGUCUUCCCUACGGGCAUCAUGCCCGAGAUUAUGACAUUCCACCCCUGUAACGAGCCGGAUCACGGCGCCUGCGAGUGGGACCAAAAGACGCACGGCAGCAAGAGCGACGUGCCUGGCGGCGUCAAGCAGGUCCGCGACAGCCGGUACAUGCUCCGCCCGGAGGCCAUCGAGAGCAUCUUUUACAUGUACCGCAUCACGGGCGACGACGAGUGGCGCGAGGUCGCAUGGGACAUGUUCCAGAGCAUCCGGCGCGCAACGGAGACGCCGCUGGCGUAUUCUUCGAUUGCCGACGUCAACGUCCAGCCGGGGCAGACGACCAAGACGGACUCGAUGGAAAGUUUCUGGUUCGCUGAGACGCUGAAGUACUUUUACCUCAUCUUUUCGCCGCCCGACGUGAUUAGUCUCGACGAGUGGGUGCUGAACACGGAAGCGCACCCGUUCAAGCGGCCCAAGAGGAUGGAUCAUGUUGAGACUGAGGCGGAGAUUCGGGAACAAUCCAAGUGA
Colletotrichum acutatum is the source of this 1815-nucleotide messenger RNA. Its product is annotated as family 47 glycosyl hydrolase. The coding region runs from base 1 to 1815 and encodes 604 amino acids. Gene Ontology annotation, molecular function: mannosyl-oligosaccharide 1,2-alpha-mannosidase activity; calcium ion binding. NCBI's taxonomy places the organism in Eukaryota, Fungi, Ascomycota, Sordariomycetes, Glomerellales, Glomerellaceae. Gene Ontology annotation, biological process: carbohydrate metabolic process; mannose trimming involved in glycoprotein ERAD pathway. The record is from RefSeq and is a predicted model, not a curated record. The transcript has a single exon. Gene Ontology annotation, cellular component: endoplasmic reticulum; membrane.